This is a messenger RNA of Bactrocera tryoni, 1097 nucleotides long. It is a transcript of the gene Fkbp14, whose product is annotated as FK506-binding protein 2. The record is from RefSeq and is a predicted model, not a curated record. Gene Ontology annotation, molecular function: peptidyl-prolyl cis-trans isomerase activity; calcium ion binding. The transcript is spliced from 5 exons. The coding region runs from base 295 to 942 and encodes 215 amino acids. Lineage: Eukaryota; Metazoa; Arthropoda; Insecta; Diptera; Tephritidae.
UUCGCAAUUGUGUGGACUUGACAAUUCGUUUUUGUUGCUUGUGACUUGUGACGUGUGCUCCGAUUUAAUUACGUGUGAUUAUGAUGAUAAUUACAUAAAAGAAAAUGAAAACAUCACAAAAACUACAAAAGCAACAUUAGAAAAGUGCUGCCCUAACAACAAUUGACAAAAUAAUACAUAUCACCAAAAUAACUACAACAAAAAUACCAAACCAAAAAAAUAGCAAAUUGUGUUAAGCUGUAAGAAUAAAGAUAAUAUAGUCUGAAAACGCGAAACUAAAUACAAAACAGCAAAAUGGCAAAAUUCGUACUUAUUGCAACGUGCCUUGUGUUGGCGUCGAGCGUGCGCGCCCAAGAACUGAAAGUCGAUGUCGUCAGUACGCCCGAGGUGUGCGAACAGAAGUCGAAAAAUGGUGAUAUGCUGACAAUGCAUUACACCGGCACGCUGACGGACGGCAAGAAAUUCGAUUCGAGUUUUGACCGCGAUCAACCCUUCACAUUCCAAAUUGGCGCUGGCCAAGUGAUAAAGGGCUGGGACCAGGGUUUACUGGACAUGUGCGUCGGCGAGAAACGUAAAUUGGUCAUUCCUCCCGAGUUGGGUUAUGGUGAUCGUGGUGCUGGCAACGUCAUCCCACCAAAGGCCACACUCUUCUUUGAAGUCGAAUUGAUCAAUAUCGGCAACACUCCACCACCAACCAAUGUCUUCAAGGAGAUCGACGAGAACGGCGACAAGCAGCUGAGCCGUGAUGAGGUAAACGUUUAUGUCAGCGAAUAUCUUAAGAAACAAAUGACCGCCGUUGAAGGUCAAGACUCAGAGGAACUGAAAAACAUGCUCAAGGAGAACGACAAACUUGUUGAGGAGAUCUUCCAACACGAAGACAAGGACAAGAACGGUUUCAUCUCGCACGACGAGUUCUCCGGUCCCAAACACGACGAACUCUAAGUCAACGGCGACUGGCGAGUGGUGGCAAAGUUGCCAAAUAUACUUGUACAAUAGUAGUUAUAUUAAUGGGUAGCUGAAGCUUACGCUCCAUCCCACACUCAUGCAUUCGCAACAACACAAACACACACGCACAUACGUUCACAAAAAUAUACGUA